Messenger RNA from Paramecium octaurelia, 1733 nucleotides. Lineage: Eukaryota; Ciliophora; Oligohymenophorea; Peniculida; Parameciidae. The record is from the annotation of a GenBank genome assembly.
AUGUAAGUAAAGAAAAAAAAUAUCAUAAUUCAAGAGAUUUGCCCUGAAUCAUACUUUAAUAAUUAAAAGCUAAUCAUUCCUAUUUAAGAACUUAAACCUCAAAAAACAUGUAUUGAAAUAAUUAAAAAAAGAUUAAUAAAAUCCAUAUUAGAAGUAAGAGUAGCUAAUCCAAUAACAGAAUAUAGGUUUAAAGACAUUUGAGUAACCUAAAAAUACUCAAUAAAAUUUAUAAUAUCCAAUAUAACAAUAGACUCAAAUCUAGAGGAAAGAUGUUCCAAAUCAAGUAGAACAAAUUUUCUUGCCCAUUAAUCCUAAUGCUUAAUAAAAGGAAGUCGAUUCUAAACGAGAAUUAAAUCAAUUAAUAACAUCGGAACAAGAAAAAUAUAAAAAUGAUGUAAAAAUCUAUUACAAUGAUUUAAACUAUAAACAAAACUUACCUUUUUAAAGCAAUAAUGAUCAAAACCAAUAAUAUAAAUAACAAAUUCAAAAAACAAUUGAACAAUAAGCAUAGAUUAAGGCAGAAUAAUCGAAGGCUAAAUAAUAUGAAAAAUAAUAAACAUAAACUAAUUUUGUUGAAUAGAAUUAAUAGUACUUAAAUCAUGGAAAUCCUAAUAUACAUUCUCCUAAUAAAAAGCUUAUAAAAAUUGAAUAACCAAAUUAAGAAUAACAAUAACAAAGGAAUAAAAAUGAGGAGAGGAACUAGUUUCUAAAAUACUUUAUGACACAAACUACUUUAAAUAAAUACGUAGGACUUCGAAUUGUAAAACAAAGUUCAGAAGAAAGAAAAAAAGAUAAUUAAUCAUUUAGAGAGUAUGAUUAAAUUAAUUAUUACCAAAAACAAACAUACGACUAAAUGUAAUUUAAUAGAUAUUAAGGUUAAAAAUAUUAACCUCAUCAACAAGGCAUAUAACCAUAUAAACCAAAAAUAGUGGAAAUAUAAUAAAAUGUAGAACUUAAUCACACUAAUUUAAGAAAAUAAGAAUUUGAAAGAGGUUUAAUUUUACAGCAAUAGUAAUUUUUUUAAUAAUAAUUAAAAAAAAAUUCUCCAUAAUAAUAAAAUAAAUAAAGAAUUUAAAUUAAUGAAGUUAAAACUUAAGAACCAAAAAAUAAUCAAGGUAUUUUUAAUAAUAAUUUUCAAAGACAUCUAACCAGGCUAGAAAUAAGCAUAUUAUAAUUCAAAAAGCAAUAAUAAUAUUAAAAACACUCAACAAAAAGUUCAAUAUAAUUAAGCAAAGAGGCAAGAUUUUACAAAUGUUAAGUAAUUAUUUAUUAUAAUCAAAAGUCAAACAUAAGUUCAAAUUUAAUAAUUCAACUAGAUUGGAAGGCUUAGGGCACUGAGUGACUUAGAACAAAGAAGAAGAUUUGAAUACAAACCUGGUAUGGUGAUUACUGAUGAAAUUGUGAAUUUGAUGACUCCAGAAGAAAUUUAUGAAUAUUUUACUUAUUUGGAUUUAGAAAACUAAAUAGGAUUAAGAAGCAAGAUCAUAGUUUUAGAAAAUAAAAGAGUCUAAAUAAAUACUCCUGAUAGUUGUGCUAUAUGUUUAGAAGAGAUCUAACCUUAGAAGGAGGCUGUUGACAUCAAAUUGGAUUGCAAUCAUUAAUUUCACUACGUUUGCAUUAAACAAUGGUUAUAGAAAUCUAAAUUCUGCCCGGUUUGCAAAGAAUAAGUAAAUUGUGGAGCAGACUAAAAGAUUAAAUGAUAAUAAAACAUAUAAAAUGAUAUUUAUUAUUUG